Messenger RNA from Zootoca vivipara (common lizard), 4108 nucleotides. The record is from RefSeq and is a predicted model, not a curated record. NCBI's taxonomy places the organism in Eukaryota, Metazoa, Chordata, Lepidosauria, Squamata, Lacertidae.
ACCUAAAAAGGUAAGUGCUGAUUUACUCAUUGGGAAUCGUGUCUGGCUGCAGCUUCUUGUUAAGUGUGCACUCAGUGGCAGAGCUGAGUUUGCAUCUUCAUUAUAUGUGAAAUUACUCUGAGAGAAAUGGGAAGAAAUUAUUGCCUUGAGGAGAAAACUGAACAAAAGUAACAGAGGUCACAGAGUUUUAUAGAAAGUAAAGAGAGAUUUCCUUAAUUUCAGGUAUGGACAGAAGUUUCCUUCACACAGCAUACAUAUGGAGGGAACUGCAUAUAAUAAAGUAGCAGUGUUUCUGUCACAAUAAUGACAGCACAUAGUCUGUUUACUUAAUUGCUUGCACUGUGCAACUGUGAAAGAAACAGUAAGAAGAAAGUCAUACAGACCAACAGGUUCCUUUUAAACAUUAUUGAAAGCUGCUCUGUUUUGCUGUGGGGAUGCCUAAGUAUAUAGAAUGGCACAGAAUAGUUCCUUCAGAGAGGGAGGGAUGAGAAAUGUAUCCACGGAUUCAUUAUAGUAUAUAGAAUAUAGAAUUAAAUAUAUAGAAUGGCACAGAAUAGUUCCUUCAGAGAGGGAGGGAUGAGAAAUGUAUCCACGGAUUCAUUAUAAAAAUCACUUAAUAAAGUUGUAUCCAACAAAGCAAACUUUGGGAAUGAAGGCUAUGUUGCAAUUAAUGUGCCAACCUUUAAAAUGCCACAACAUUCUUUGUUGCUGAUACCGGUAGUCAUUUCCUUGAAUUAGUUAAUCCCAAAAUUUCAAAGAAUGAGAGUGUAAUUGUGUACACACCCUCAGAGGGGCAAGCAGUUCAUGACGAGAUAUGAGAGUUUCGGUAGCUCAUAAAGUUCCCUUCCCUUGUUGAUUCAGCAAGAGCCCUGACUUCUUCAGACAAUUUAAUACAGUACUGCCAAGUAACAAAGCACUAGUUUUAAUCUUCAUGCACUAUAUGACUGGCUGCAAAUUUCAAAUAUUUCUACACCUCACAGUGUCAUAUUGGCUUUGUUCUUAUGUAAUAUUAAGACAAACUAUGGCAUACAUACAAGUAUGAGCAACCCAGGGUUAAAAAUGCAGCUGUGUUGCUCCUGCCACAGUCAUGCUGGUGCUGUGCUAUCUGGAGCUAAGUCAUGGCUACCCUGAGCUAAGCCAUAACCCAGCUCACAAUUUCCCUACCCCAAACAAGCCAUAAGCAAUAAGUAAGAACAAACAUUGGUUGCAGCAAGACAACCCACAAACAUGGGUUUGUCUGUAAUGUAUAGCCCUAGAUAGAAUGAUAGCUGCAGGACCAGGGUGGAGCAAAGUGGUUUCAAUAUUUGCUUUGGAUAACUGAACACCUGUUUGUUCUUGCUAAGCCAAAGUUUGACAAGUUGGUACAUUGAAUAUUAAGGUACAAAUAAUGCAACACAAUAGUCAAUACCCCCUGUCCAAUAAGCUGUUCCUGAGAACUAGGAAUGAUACCUGAGCCACUUUAUGUGCACAUUGGCUGAAACUCUCUAAAGCUAUUAGAGCAAACUCAAGGUCUUUGUGGUAUUUCUUUUCAAACCCAGGCUAUGGGGCCAUGAGUUCAUCGAAGCAUCUAAAUGGGCCCCAUUAAAGAAAACUUACAUCCUGGGAAAAUUCAUUUUUAUGGGCUGCAACAGUGAAACACUUCAUAUUGGAAGUACAAACUUCUAAGAAGUUCCAGACAACGGCAUACAAAGAAAGAAAAUGCAUAAACAAAUUACAAACUUGUAUUUUUUACUAGGAGUGUGUUCUCUGAAGAUAUGAAAGAAUAUGUGCUUCUCCUCCUUUUGGCUAUGUGCUCUGCUAAGCCUUUCAUAAGCCCUUCAUACUUCACCUUCAAGAACAUGAUGCUCAUGGAUAUGGAAGACCUUGAUGAUGACGACGAUGACGACGACGACAAAGAUGACGAUGACAGAGAUGAUGACAAUUCUCUUUUUCCAACUAGGGCACCCAUAAUACCCUUUGAUUUAUUUCCUGUGUGUCCCUUUGGAUGUCAAUGCUACUUGAGAGUUGUACACUGCUCAGAUUUGGGUUUGACCUCAAUACCAAAGAAUAUUCCCUUUGAUACUCGCAUGAUAGACCUUCAAAAUAACAAAAUAAAAGAGGUCAAGGAGAAUGAUCUUAAAGGACUCACAUCGCUACAUGCACUUGCACUAAACAACAACAAAAUAACCAAGAUCCACCCCAAAGCCUUUCAAUCAACAAAAAAGUUGCGGCGCCUUUAUUUGUCCCAUAAUCACUUAACUGAGAUUCCAGCAAAUCUACCAAAGAGUUUAGCUGAGAUAAGAAUUCAUGAUAAUAAAGUGAAAAAGAUACACAAAGAAGCAUUUAAAGGAAUGAAGGCUUUACAUGUGUUAGAGAUGAGUGCAAAUCCUAUUGAUAAUGAAGGAAUAGAACCCGGGGCCUUUGAAGGUGUGACAGUCUAUCAUAUAAGAAUUGCAGAAGCUAAAUUAACCUCUGUUCCUAAAGGAUUGCCUUCCAGUCUAUUGGAACUUCAUGUAGAUGACAACAAAAUUUCUGCAAUAGAACUUGAGGAUUUUAUUCGUUAUAAAAACCUUCAAAGGUUGGGGCUAGGAAACAACAGAAUCAAAGAUGUGGAAAAUGGCAGUUUUGCUAAUAUGCCAAAUAUACGAGAAAUCCAUCUAGAGAAGAAUAAACUAAAAAACGUGCCUUCUGGUUUUCCAGAUCUGAAGUAUCUGCAGGUUGUCUUUCUUCAUUCUAACAGUAUUUCAAAAGUGGGAGUGAAUGAUUUUUGCCCAACAGGAGGAAGGCUCAAGAAGACAUUAUAUAGUGGCAUAAGUUUAUUCAACAAUCCUGUUAAAUACUGGGAUAUCCAGCCUGGAACAUUUCGCUGCAUAUUAAAUAGAAACAGUGUGCAGAUUGGAAAUUAUGGAAAAUAAAGGUGUAUAUCCAAAACCUCAUUCAGACUGCAAUGUUAAAACCAGCAAUAUAAUACUUGAAAUCUGUUGAAGAUGGACAAUUUUAUACUGUCCAAUUGCUUUAUACAAUACUAAUGUAAUAUCCCAUAAAAAUUCUUAUCUUAUGUUAAAUUUACAUAUCUUCCAGAAUAAAAGGCCUCCUGAACCCUAAACUGGAAACCUAUCAUUAGGUGUUUCCUAUCAUUGUUGUCUAAGCUAUGUUUAUAGACUAUUUUUUUUCUUAGCAGAAAAUAAUGCAAAGAUUCGAAACUUUUUUUGAUUAACCUAUAUAUUUUUUUCUGUAUUGCAAAUGUAUCCUGUAAAGGUAUUUGUCAGAUUUCAAGGGGGAAUUGUGAACUUUUAAGUUAACAAAAGUAAACUAAACUGGCUAAGAAGACAUUUUAAAAGGUACUGUAGUAUUAAUUUGUUGGUAAAAUACAUCAGGUCAGGUUAGAUAAUUUGUAUAUCUUUGUAGUAAGCUGAAAGGCAAGAUUGAUACCAUACACUUACAAGCCUCAAAGCCUUUAGUAUUUAUUCAUGUAGUUUCUCCCAAAAACUAUAUAUUCUGUUGGUAACAAAGGUGUAUGUAUGCUAAAUAUUAACAAUGUAGAAAUCCUAUAACUUUUUUUAUUUUUGUUUUUAAAGGAAUGAUAAAAUUCUCUGCACGCCAGUACAAAUACACCAUUGUUAUAUACUGUAAAAAUAAUUACUCAAACUGGCAGUUUGGGGCACAAUUAAAAGACCUGCAGUCAUAGGGGCCUAGUACUCUGUUGCAAAGGGAUUUUUUUUAAUGAAUGGGCAGGGAUUCCAAACAUGUGUAGCAUACCAAACUUAGUUUACAGAGGAAAAAGGAGUAGCCCCUGUGUGCACAGAGCUGUGUGUGUACACCACAGCUACUGGAUCACUGUCAUUGUAUGCUGACCUUGUAUUCCAUAUUACAUCUUGAGUACUGUAACUUUGCUAAAUCCAUAUAAUGCAAAAUGUGUUUGAACAUGACUAAUGAUGGGACUGUAUAAAAGUGGCUAUCUUGACUAUAGAUUUAAUGUGCUGUUCAUAUAAACAGAAAGUUGAGAAUUUAAAAAUUUUAAAUCGUGUCCAUUAAAAUGCUAGAUUGAAACCUUUUAUAUUGUCACGCUGUUUCCUAUUCAGUUUAAGUAAAAUAGUAAUAUUAAAAAUAUACAACUACUUAUUGUAAA